Messenger RNA from Morus notabilis, 1449 nucleotides. Its product is annotated as caffeoylshikimate esterase. The record is from RefSeq and is a predicted model, not a curated record. Gene Ontology annotation, molecular function: lipase activity. Bases 54 to 1259 code for a protein of 401 amino acids. The transcript has a single exon. Lineage: Eukaryota; Viridiplantae; Streptophyta; Magnoliopsida; Rosales; Moraceae. Gene Ontology annotation, cellular component: membrane.
UUCCAUAAGUUGGUGGCCCACCUAGGAAAUAAAUAAAUAAAUAAAAAAACAGUAUGUACGAAAUAUCUAGCAUACUCGAUCAUUCACUUUAUGCAUCAUUUAUAGCAGCAGAUAACUGUCAAGAACCCCAUUGCAGAGCGAGCCGAUGCAACGCUCAUUCAUUAAUUCACCCCCACCUUCCCUUUUCCAAAACACUACCCUUUUCCUCAUUCACCUCCCAUUUACACUUCCUCUAUUUAACUUCUCUUUUCUUCUUUUCUCGCCGGGAACUUCCAGAAAUGGCGCACAACCAUCACCCUCACCCGGUGGCGGAGGCCAACGACCAGAGCCCCUUCGGCUCUUCCACGCCAGAAGAGUUCUGCGCCCGCCAUUCCGUCGCUCACUCCUCCGCCUACAUCACAAACCCUAGGGGCCUCAAACUCUUCACCCAGUGGUGGACCCCGCUCCCUCCGAAAGAAAUCCUCGGGAUCGUCGCCGUUGUCCAUGGCUUCACCGGCGAGUCCAGCUGGCUGGUCCAGCUCACCUCUAUCUUCUUCGCUGAGGCCGGUUUCGCUGUCUGCGCCAUCGACCACCAGGGCCACGGCUUCUCCGACGGCCUCAUCGCUCACAUCCCCGACAUCAAUCCGGUCAUCGACGACUGCGUCUCCUUCUUCGACGAGUUCCGAUCGCGGUUCUCGUCCUCUCUCCCGGCGUUUCUGUACGCCGAGUCCCUCGGCGGCGCGAUCGCGCUUCUGAUCACUCUCCGGCGCGGCCAGAUCUGGAACGGCGUCGUCCUCAACGGCGCCAUGUGCGGGAUCAGCGCCAAGUUCAAGCCGCCGUGGCCGCUUGAGCACCUACUAUUCCUGGUCGCCGCCGUCAUCCCGACGUGGCGUGUGGUCCCCACGCGCGGCUCGCUUCCGGAGGUUUCAUUUAAGGAGGAGUGGAAGCGGCGUUUGGCGAUAGCGAGUCCGCGACGGAAGGUGGCGAGGCCGAGGGCGGCGACGGCGCUGGAGCUGCUUAGGGUUUGCAGGGAGCUGCAGGAGAGGUUCGAGGAGGUGGAGGUGCCGAUGCUGAUUGUCCACGGCGGCGACGACAUCGUUUGCGACCCGGCCUGCGUGGAGGAGCUCCACCGCCGCGCCUCUAGCAAGGACAAGACGAUCCGGAUCCACGACGGGAUGUGGCACCAGCUCGUCGGCGAGCCGAAGGAGAGCGUCGACAUGGUAUUUGGCGAUAUGGAGGAGUGGCUGCGAAGCCGAGUUCAACGCGCACGUGAGAACUGAGGUGGUCCACGCGCCUCCGCGUGGGGUGGAAGUCCUGCUUUGUUUGUAGUUUCUUUAUCGCUGUCUGGAACUCGUUUAUCUAAUUUCACCUGUCUAUGCAGAGUAAAAGUGUUUCUGGUCACGUGGUGCCAAUAAUUUCCGACCACGUGUAACGAAGAUUUUUAAUAAAAGUGGAUGAUGUUAAUAAUAA